Labeo rohita (rohu) is the source of this 2964-nucleotide messenger RNA. RefSeq names its product isocitrate dehydrogenase [NAD] subunit gamma, mitochondrial. Lineage: Eukaryota; Metazoa; Chordata; Actinopteri; Cypriniformes; Cyprinidae. Bases 144 to 1331 code for a protein of 395 amino acids. Gene Ontology annotation, molecular function: magnesium ion binding; oxidoreductase activity, acting on the CH-OH group of donors, NAD or NADP as acceptor; NAD binding. Gene Ontology annotation, biological process: tricarboxylic acid cycle; isocitrate metabolic process. The transcript has 13 exons. Gene Ontology annotation, cellular component: mitochondrion. The record is from RefSeq and is a predicted model, not a curated record.
AACAGUGUACGUUUAUAAAAGUAAUUUCAGAGUUUUGUGUCAGCUGGUUGUGGAACAGCGCCGCUGGUUCAGACUGAGGUCACAGCGGCGUUUAUUUCGGUUUGUUUGCUGAUGCUGGAGCGGCAAGCUUAACUCAAUCCAAAAUGUUCAUAGCUGCGAGAUCAGCGCUCUUUCUCGUCUCAAGGCGUCUGCAGCCGUGGACCCGAGUAAAGAAGAGAACCGCAAACAACCUGAAAAGCCCUGCAGUGUGUUGCCAGAGGAAGAAGUCUUCAUAUACUCCUCCUCCUGCUAAAUAUGGAGGCAGACACACUGUGACUUUGAUCCCUGGUGAUGGUAUUGGACCAGAACUGCUGAACCACGUGAGAGAGCUUUUCAGAUUCUGCUGUGUGCCAGUGGAUUUUGAGAUUGUCAGGGUGGAUUCAUCUGCUUCCUCUGAGGAUGACAUCAAUAAUGCGGUUACUGCAAUCAAACGUAAUGGAGUAGCACUUAAAGGUAACAUAGAAACCAAUCACAACCUUCCUCCAUCUCAUAAAUCCAAGAACAAUUUGCUUCGUACAUCUUUAGAUCUGUAUGCAAACGUCAUGCACUGUCAGUCUCUUCCUGGAGUCCCGACCCGCCACAAAGACGUUGACGUCAUCAUCAUUAGGGAAAACACUGAAGGAGAGUACAGCAACUUGGAGCAUGAGAAUGUUCCCGGGGUGGUGGAGAGUCUAAAGAUCAUAACACGUGUGAAUUCAUUGCGGAUCGCUGAGUAUGCCUUUAACUUGGCCAGGGAGAAAGGCCGCCGCAAGGUCACGGCAGUACACAAGGCUAAUAUCAUGAAGCUUGGUGAUGGCCUUUUCCUACAGAGCUGUAAAGAGGUGGCGGCUGGAUAUCCUGAUAUCACAUUUGAUAACAUGAUCGUGGACAAUACCACCAUGCAGCUGGUCUCUAAGCCCCAGCAGUUUGAUGUGAUGGUGAUGCCUAAUCUCUAUGGAAAUGUGGUGAGCAAUGUGUGCGCUGGACUUGUUGGAGGUCCAGGUCUAGUACCAGGAGUCAACUACGGCAAAGACUAUGCUGUUUUUGAGACCGCCACUAGGAACACUGGGAAAAGCAUUGCUAACAAGAAUAUUGCAAACCCCACGGCGACACUGCUGGCAAGCUGCCUGAUGCUGGAUCACUUAAAGCUUCAUGCAUAUGCCAAAAUGAUUCGAAAGGCAGUUCUAAAAACUUUGUCUGAAACUCAGUUGCACACUGCUGACUUGGGAGGUCAGGGUACUACAUCUGAAGUGGUCCACACCAUUAUGCAGGAGAUCCAGAGAGGAGGACCGCGCACAUCAGAACAGAUCUAAACAUCAUUUCAGCAGAUAUGUCAAGUGUCAAAGCAGGCCAGAUGCCAAGAAUUAGGAGCCCCUCUUUCACCGCAUGGGCAGCUGGGUGAAUGUCCUGGCCCUUCUUCAUCUUUAACCCUACAGCACACUGACAUAUACUCUCAGAGUGGCCUGGGUAAAAUCUGUUUCUGCAAUUCCCACAGCACUGACCGAGGAAAACAGAAUAAGUUAUCUGGGCAGAGAAGAAAAAUGGCCAAACGUGGAACCAUCGUAAUGAGCCUAUUGUGAGGUGGUGAGAGAAUAGUACCAAUGACAGUCUGAGGAGGAACAGUCUGAUGUAAUUGCUCACUUACACUCUGCUCCUUUUAAUUAAGCCGUAUAAUAACGAUUAAUCAAAGCAUGACUAAUGCACCUCACUGAGAGCUGUUCUGGGAUACCUACAUCCGUCUUUCAUUAAAAAACAGGAAAGUGGUGGGUGUGAAAUAUGUGUGUAGAGUAGGAGGUUUGAGAGGAUAGGAGGAAAGGACAUAAAGGACAUCAGUUCAUGUGCUAAAGACCCGGCUGUUUCCUGUGGAUUUUGUUACCGCAGGAAAAAUUACUGAUACGACAGAGCAAAAGAUAGCAGGGUCAAUGACAAAUAAGACAGUCAACUAUAAAAGAAAGAAAUGUCUUUUAAAAUCUAGCUUAAAGCACAUUUUACAUUCUAAAUUCUUAAAAAUGUACUAUUUGUAUUCAUUUUGAUCUAAAAAGGUAGUUUUAAAAAAAAAAAACAUUUCUAGAAAUGUAUUUAUUUAUAAAAAAUUAGUUUAUAAAGAGUUUUGGGGAAAACAUAUUAAGAGACAUUAUAAAAAACAUGCUUAUAGAAAAAGUGUAUUCAAGUCAUUAUGUAUAAUUUGCAUAUAAAUAAAUUAACAGUAAUUUAAUCAUUUUAUAUGUAUUAAAUUCUGUUAAUUUAAAUAAAUUGACACAACCAAACACAAGCAUUAGUCACAUCACUGACAUGUCAAAGGUUGGAUCAAAAAUACUAAAAUAUUUUGGAAUAAAGGCCGUACUUAUUUGAUAAAAGAGUAAUAUUGUGAAAUAUUUACGUUUAUAUAUAUAUAUAUAAUUGUAAUUAAAUUCUUUAUUGUAAAUUCUUUAAACGUUUUUUUAUUUUCAAAAAUCAUGUUUUUUAUGAUGUUAUCAUGUUUUUAUUGUGUUCAAAAUAAAUCAAAAUAAUCAAAAUAACCUAACUGCUGUUUGAUUGAGAUUAAUUAGAAUGCACAAUGAAAAAAUUUUUUUUUUUAAAUUAUAAAUUUACUGAUAUAUUUAUUGAUAUAUUCCCUUGAAGGCAAAGCUGAAUUUUCAGCAUCAUUAUUCUGGUCUUCAGUGUCACAUGGCCCUUCAAAAAUGAACCAAUAUUAAAUGAUGGCUGAUAAACAAAUUAAUUAUUUUAAUGUUAUAAGUGAUAAACAACUGAUACUAUAUGAAAUACUGCACAAUUUUGUCUAAAUUAAAUACAUUUAAAUAUGGAAAAAUGUACUUUUUGCACGCUUAAAGUAAAAUCAUUCAAUAUGCUAAUUUGCUGCUCAAAAACCAUUUAUCAUUACUGUCAAAAACAGUUGUACUGCUUAAUAUAUUUGUAAAAAAACAUGAUAAAUGUUUUUCAGGAUUC